UUCGAGAGCGCGCCGAACAACCAGAACGGACAUUGGAACAAUCGACGAGCCGCGCGUUUCGUUGGCGAACGGCCGCCCCGACUGCGGCGGUCAAACGCCCCCUCCCGCCGCCGCCGUAACUCCUCAUCCUCAUAAUCCGAAACCGCAGGGGCAAAUCCCUACCCCCGCGGAGGAACACACGUACAGCUACGUGCACGUCUGGUGUGCGUGCGCGUAUAUAAAUCUUCCCGCACCCUCGCCUAACCGUCACCACCGGCCCUCUCUGCACCGCGGCGCGCGCACGGUGCCUGCCGCGAUGGGGAAGCCGACGAAGCGGCUGCUGGUGGUCGGCCAUCGUGGCCUCGACGCGUUCGACCGCCUGCCAGACGACCUCGUGAUCGCCGUUCUCGCCGGGCUCGCCAAGCGGGCCGCGUGCCCCGCUGACGUCGCCGCGGCGUCGCUAACUUGCAGGAGGUUCCGGGAGCUCGCGGCACACCCGGCGGUGCUGUCACGGGCGUCGGCGGCAGCCGUGGCCGUGCGCGCGAGCAGAUGGUCGGAGGCAGCGCACAGGUUCCUGCUGCGGUGCGCCGCCGCCGGCAACCUCCACGCCUGCUACUUCCUCGGCAUGGUGAGGUUCUACUGCCUCGGGGCCAGGGCGACGGGGGCGGCGGUGCUGGCGCGCGCGGCGGCGGGCGGGCACGCCGCCGCUCUGUUCGCGCUCGCCGUGGUGCAGUUCAACGGCAGCGGUGGCGACAAGGUGGACAAGGACCUUCGCGCUGGCGCGGCUCUGUGCGCGCGAGCCGCUUGGCUCGGCCACGCCCCUGCGCUCCGCGAGCUCGGGCACUGCCUCCAGGACGGCUACGGCAUGCGCCGCGACACAACGGCCGGGCGCCGCCUCCUGCUCCACGCCGCGGAGCGAGAGCUCCUCUGGUGGCACUGCCGCGGCGCUGGCACCGGCUGCGGCGACUGCGCCUGGGAAGACGCGGCCAGCCGGUUCAUGGUGGAGUGGUGGGCACUGACCCGCAAGUGUUCUGUGGCAGCAGUGAUGGCACAAGAAGACGACGACGCGGACCUGCGUCUGUGCUCGCACGUGCGGUGCGGGCGGCGGGAGACGCGGCGGCACGAGUUCCGGCGGUGCUCGGUGUGCGGCUCUGCAACCUACUGUUCGCGCGCGUGCCAGGCGCUUGACUGGAGGCACGCACACCGCGGCCAGUGCGCGGCCGUGGCCGUCCGUUGGCUCGCCGCCAGGGACGCGCACUGAACACCAGCUGCUCGACACGUCGCGCAUGUACAUAGCUUUGUACAUACUAGGUACCAGUACCAGGAUAAGAUCUUCUCCCUCAUCACUCCGAGAUUAAUGUUUAGUAGUUUCGUUAAUUUUGUUCACUUAGGGGUCAGAGAUAAUGGUUAGUGAGUUGUUUGGAUGUUAACUGUGGCGAGUUUGCUAGGCAAUGCAUGCCAUAGGCGUGUAAGUUUUUUUUUUUUCAUGUGAAGACAAGAGAAUAAAGGAAGCAAAAUUUGAAAAAGAAA
Molecule: messenger RNA, 1509 nt
Organism: Phragmites australis (common reed)
Lineage: Eukaryota; Viridiplantae; Streptophyta; Magnoliopsida; Poales; Poaceae
Product: F-box protein At1g67340-like
Exons: 3
Coding region: 296-1240 (314 amino acids)
Molecular function (GO): protein binding
Source: RefSeq, a predicted model, not a curated record